Hermetia illucens (black soldier fly) is the source of this 770-nucleotide messenger RNA. RefSeq names its product DBF4-type zinc finger-containing protein 2 homolog. The coding region runs from base 226 to 717 and encodes 163 amino acids. Lineage: Eukaryota; Metazoa; Arthropoda; Insecta; Diptera; Stratiomyidae. The transcript has 2 exons. The record is from RefSeq and is a predicted model, not a curated record.
AGUUCCCAUCGAAUUUGAUUUUGCGUCAACUUCAAAGUGAUAACUAAAUGCACAGAAGGUCCAAAAUUCGUUUAGUGAUAUAAGAUAACAUGAAAUCAUUUAAAUUAUUGUGAAAAAUUCUCGUUAAUGUACUUUUAUCGUAAUUGCGUAUUGGAAAAUAAGUAUUAAAGUGUAUAACUGGGCAUAAUCUAUAAGUAAUAGCGGAAUAUAGUUCGAAGCUAAGAAAUGUGUAAGCCUUGCAUCCCAUGUAGCAUACCAGAAGGAGCGUGCCAUCCUUCAAUGCCCUAUGAGCCAUUAUAUCCAUGCAUUCCUUGCCAGCCAUCUAUCCCUUAUCCGCCGAUAUUUCGGCCGAUUCAGAAAACCCGAAAGCAAACUAAGAAAUGCUACCAACCUCCUCAAUCAAAGCGUUGUCAGCCCCCGAUCAAAGAAUGUCGUAGCUGCGAAAUCCGUGGAAGUAUCUUAUAUACAAGAUGUGAAUGCAUCAGACGCAAUGGCUUGCAACAAGAUUGUCCCCGUCGAUUGUGUCAGGGAAAACCUUGUUGUUUAACGACUCCAGACCCACGGUGUUGUCCUGCAAAGCAUGCCAAACGAUUACUAACAUUUCCACCAAGGAGCAGAGUGGGUCCUUGUCGUCCAGAGUCAAUGCCAACCUUUCCUAUAUGCAUGCCUUGCACCCCACCUUCGCCUGAGGGACCUUUCUUCCCAUGCCAGUGGUGAAUUGGUUUUGUAAUGUGGAAAGUAUUGAUUUAGAAAAUUGGAUGUAUUAACUG